AGAUGCAAUAACGACCGGAGGUUGGCACACCGUAUGCACCAACACAGAUACUCUAGUACCUACAGAGCAACGACGAUCCCCAUGCUCUCCUUCACCAAACGAGUGGAGGCCUUCGCUCCAUGCCUCCGCUCCGCGGCUCAGCAUCUCCGGUGGGCCAGGACAGAUGCGGGCCCAUCUCCAGUGCGGAGGCGGCGGCGGCCCAGUUCGCCGUCCCUGGCGAAGAAGGGGGAGGAGAAGUCGGAGUGGUGGAUAGUGGACGGCGAGAUGCACGAGAUCGGUGAUCACGUGCCUCCACGUGAGCGGUUCGUGAUACCCAGGGACAACAUCCCUAACAAGCGCCGCAAGCAGCUGCGGGAGCAGUUCAUGCGCCGCACUCGCCUCGUCCUCAAGGAAUCGGAGCACGAGCCUUGGUGCAAGAAGUACAUGGAGUUGUAUCAUGAGCUUAGAGAAAACUGGGAGAGGCUGUACUGGGAUGAAGGCUACUCCAAGAGAAUUGCCCUAGAUCAUGCCAACUACGACUCUGCUGAAGAUGAUGAUCACGAUUUUUCCCCACACAGGAGCAGGCGAUCUGCUGCUGAGCCAGUGAAGGUAUGGGUUUGGUUUGCCUUCUAUAUGUCAUCUUGUUUGCUUUGGAAAUACCAUAAACAAGAAAUUAUGAAAAAUGGGUAGGAAUUGGAAUUGGGAAUUGAAUUCAUUAAGGGACUUACUUCUCUGAUAUAGAGUACCAUAGAAACACAGUUCGACUAUGAUGCUGAUGGAGUUAAGAAACUUGGGAUUGGGUAAACAGGUCUUACUUGAAAGCACAUUCGGAUAUAGGG
Corylus avellana is the source of this 818-nucleotide messenger RNA. The record is from RefSeq and is a predicted model, not a curated record. NCBI's taxonomy places the organism in Eukaryota, Viridiplantae, Streptophyta, Magnoliopsida, Fagales, Betulaceae.